This is a messenger RNA of Dromiciops gliroides (monito del monte), 782 nucleotides long. It is a transcript of the gene PFDN4, whose product is annotated as prefoldin subunit 4. Gene Ontology annotation, biological process: protein folding. The record is from RefSeq and is a predicted model, not a curated record. The coding region runs from base 229 to 633 and encodes 134 amino acids. NCBI's taxonomy places the organism in Eukaryota, Metazoa, Chordata, Mammalia, Microbiotheria, Microbiotheriidae. The transcript has 4 exons. Gene Ontology annotation, cellular component: cytoplasm; prefoldin complex.
GACGAGGGUGGCCUGUUCCUUUAAGAGGAAGAUACCAAGUGCUGUCUUGUUUAUACAUUCUCCCUGGGUUCUCUGAUGCUAAAAAGCGGGCAGAAUAGAUCAGAGAGAAGAGAAUAGAGUAGACUUUCCCCUCGGGCGAGGGAAUCCCCAACAGAAAGAGGCCGAGGAGUGGCUACAUGGGAGCCCGGCCUGAUUUGUCCCCCCGCCCGGAGAUGGUCUAGUCCCAAGAUGGCCGCCACCAUGAAGAAGGCGGCUGCAGAAGAUGUCAAUGUUACUUUUGAAGACCAACAAAAGAUUAACAAAUUUGCACGGAAUACUAGUAGAAUCACAGAACUGAAGGAAGAAAUAGACAUUAAAAAGAAACAGCUUCAAAAUUUAGAGGAUGCUUGCGAUGAUAUAAUGAUGAUGGAUGAAGAUUCUUUAAUGAUUCCCUAUCAAAUUGGUGAUGUUUUUAUUAGCCACUCUCAAGAUGAAACUCAAGAAAUGUUGGAAGAAGCUAAGAAAAAUUUGCAAGAUGAAAUUGAUGCAUUAGAAUCCAGAGUUGAAUCAAUCCAACGGGUGUUAGCCGAUUUGAAAGUUCAAUUAUAUGCAAAAUUUGGGAGCAACAUAAACCUUGAAGCAGAUGACAGUUAAAAGUUUUCUAAAUAUAAAUUUUUUAUUUGUUUAAUAAACUUGAAUAUUGGUAACAAUGAUUUCCAUUCUUCAUAUGAUGUUGAAAUCAAAUCAACAUUUUUUCUUUUAAAAAAUUUCACUUUUAUUUAAUGAAAACUUGCCUAUUUUCA